This is a messenger RNA of Cryphonectria parasitica EP155, 1257 nucleotides long. RefSeq lists its product as uncharacterized. The transcript has 5 exons. Bases 1 to 1257 code for a protein of 418 amino acids. Lineage: Eukaryota; Fungi; Ascomycota; Sordariomycetes; Diaporthales; Cryphonectriaceae. The record is from RefSeq and is a predicted model, not a curated record.
AUGUCGUCAAAAUCACAAGACCAUCGUCGCUCCGGGCUCGCGCGCCCAGACCUCUUGCCCGAGGACAACGAAUAUAUUGCCAUGGCCUGUCUCACGGAAAAGAAUGCUGCCGACCAGAAGCAUCUCAGCAGCCUGAGAAGCAUCCAGAGGACCGCACAGAGUUUUGUCCGCGACGGCGCCAACGCCACCGCCGACCUGCUGCUCGACAUCGAGGAGCUCAGACGCGUGAUUGAAACGAGGUCACGCCUUCACGACGAGGCUGCUGCUGAUCUGGCCGACGCCAUAGCCGAGUGUGGCCAGCGCCAGGAGUUGUCUGGGGGCCGGGAUCUCUCUGCUCUGCUGCGGUCGUACGAUUUCCUGGUGCAGAGGACGAUCCGGCGUGCGGAUGAGUUGCUCAAGGAACUGGAAACGAGGGUGCAGGCCCUUCAAAGCUCUUAUCACCCGGCGGGAAGGCACGCUCAGCUGUUGGUGAAAAUCAAGGAUGCGGUGGUUGAUGUCGAGAUAUCUUCAACCAGAACGUCCAAGGCUGAGCUUCGGAGGUUCACCAUAAAUGGUCGAUAUCGUGAGACUAUCAAUGUUUCCACUUCCUCCACAUUCACCAUUGUCAACAGCUCAACACGCUACCCUAAUGCAUCACCACUUCAGCAACAUCCUGGUACACAGUUACUGAAGAUACCCCUCAAGAUGUGCAAAUGCUUCUUUGUCGAAUUCGUCUGUAACUGCAUCCAGGCAGAUUGUCCCCACCACAAUCCUCUGCACCACUCUUUCCACAAAAUGGAAGCAAUCUGGCAGGUCGACCACUUCAAAUGGAAGUACUGCGCGUCCUUCCUCACAGCCUCAGGCAUCCCUAUUCCCAACGGCAGUACAAUGUUUUCCGAGUUCGACGUCUUGAGCGUCGAUAAACAGCCGAGGCUGACGAGGAAGCCGAGCACGCUGAAGAGACUAUUUCCCUUUAGGAGCGACAAAGGUUUGUCUGACUCUAGCCAACGCGCCUCGACGACCGACCGCGACCACAAUACUCCUCCUGCUAUCCGCUCCAGCACCGGUCAUGCGAUGAGACAGAGCCUGGAUGUGUUGGAGCAGAGCCGGCACAGGGGCAGUCAAGGACGUCAGUACCUUCCCCUGAGACCCAGCGAGGACCAGCGUCAUGGGGCCACUAUCCCGGUCUGCGAGGCCAUCUCAUAUGAGGGCUGGAGGAUCCGGCGGAGUUGUCGUUGGUGCGAGGAUUACUGGCUGGGCCGUCGGGGAGUUGUGUGA